Messenger RNA from Fragaria vesca subsp. vesca, 1504 nucleotides. Its product is annotated as alcohol dehydrogenase-like 7-like. Gene Ontology annotation, biological process: formaldehyde catabolic process. NCBI's taxonomy places the organism in Eukaryota, Viridiplantae, Streptophyta, Magnoliopsida, Rosales, Rosaceae. The transcript is spliced from 10 exons. Gene Ontology annotation, molecular function: S-(hydroxymethyl)glutathione dehydrogenase [NAD(P)+] activity; zinc ion binding. Gene Ontology annotation, cellular component: cytosol. Bases 96 to 1280 code for a protein of 394 amino acids. The record is from RefSeq and is a predicted model, not a curated record.
GUAGAACGACACCGCAACAACCUCUUACCUUUGUCCGUAUAUAAGACCGUGUGCAGUGACCAACACAGUGAAAGAAGAGAAACGACUUUGAGUUUAUGGCUGCCAUGGAUGAGAAGCUGUCAAGUGGAAACAGAGGGAACCCUAUUCGAUGCAGAGCUGCUGUCUCUCGCAAGCCAGGUGAGCCACUUGUGAUAGAAGAGAUCAUAGUGGCGCCCCCAAUGCCCCAUGAAGUUCGCGUUCGGAUUGUCUAUACUUCUUUGUGUCACAGUGAUAUCACUUUCUGGAAAAUGAAGGACUUUCCUGCAGUUUUCCCUAGGAUUCUCGGUCAUGAAGCUAUCGGGGUUGUGGAGAGUGUUGGGGAGGAAGUGACUGAGGUAGCAGAAGGAGAUACUGUGAUCCCAACAUUGAUUUCGGAAUGUGGAGAAUGUGUUGAUUGCAGAUCAACAAAGAGCAACCUUUGUUCAAAACUCCCCUUCAAGCAGAUCUCACCUUUUAUGCCCAGACACGAGACAAGCAGAUUCACAGACCUCAAUGGUGAGGUUAUAUACCAUUUUCUAUCUGUGUCGAGUUUUAGCGAGUAUACAGUGGUGGACAUUGCCCAUCUCACAAAGAUUGACUCUUCAAUACCUAUAUUCAAGGCUGCAGGCCUUCUAGGUUGUGGAGUAUCAACAGGGGUUGGUGCUGCUUGGAGAACAGCAAAUGUGGAGCCGGGAUCGACCGUGGCUAUAUUUGGACUUGGUUCAAUUGGAUUAGCUGUGGCAGAGGGCGCAAGACUGUGUGGAGCUACUAGAAUUAUCGGCGUGGAUGUUAACCAAGACAAAUUUGAAAUUGGAAAAAAGUUUGGAGUCACUGACUUCAUCAAUCCUGCAAAUUGUGAGAAUAAAUCUGUGACGGAGUUGAUGAUUGAGAUGACUAAGGGGGGUGCAGAUUAUUGCUUUGAAUGUGUUGGAAAUUCAUCACUGGUGCAACAAGCUUAUGCUUGCUGCCGGAAGGGUUGGGGAAAAGCAAUUGUAUUAGGUGUGGACCAGCCAGGGUCACAACUGACCCUUCCCUCAUAUGAUGUGCUUCAUAAAGGCAAAACUCUCAUGGGAUCCUUCUUUGGAGGACUCAAACCUAAGUCUGAUAUCCCUGUGCUCCUCAAUCGCUACAUCAACAAGGAACUACAGCUAGACGAGUUUGUGACACAUGAGAUGACAUUUGAAGACAUCAAUAAAGCUUUUGAUCUACUCAUUGAAGGGAAAUGUCUCCGUUGUGUAAUCUGUAUGAACACAGUAGGCUAGCUUACCGAUUAGAAACAGCCUUUACUUUUACAUGCACGAUUUCAGUGUUUAAUAAGGAAAUACCGUCUAAACACAUGAAUAAUAUAUCUUCAAAAGUGAAAGUUUUUCUAGUUCUUCUUAUUUUGUAUUAGAGGAUAUGCAGGAAUCACUGAAUAGAUAUUUAUGCCACUGCAAACCCACUAGAUGCACCAGUGAAGUAGCUGAUGGGGGAGUCCUUUGUUUUU